UUGCUUAAAUACCGUGAGCGCCUCGUGCACUAAGGGUGGAUCUGACCAACUUGUCUCUCUCUCUCUCUCUCUCUCUCUCUCUUUCCUCUCGCGCGUGUGUUUUUUUCUUUGUUAAAUUCCCCUCGUGCGUCCGCGCUUUAUUUCUGCCUUCGACCGAGCAGCAUGCAGGUGUCUUUGGCCCUCCUCGUGUCCAGCGCGGCGCUCGUGCUGCUGCAGGGAUGCUGCACCGCCGUGAAGGGAUGGAAGGUACUAAAGAACGACGCCACGGAGAUCUUACCGGAGUACAGAGGAAACACUCGGACUCCUCAGGAGGCGAUACUGCAGGUGCUCAACAGCAACAGCAACAGCAACAGCAACAACAGCAACAGCAACAGCAAUAGUAUGAAUAACAGGGCGAAAACCGGUGGAAGGACAGCAAACACGGUCUCCUACAGUGCCGCGGAGCUGAGCUGUAGGGAGCUGCGCUCCACCCGUUACAUCACCGACGGAUCGUGCCGCAGUGCCAAGCCGGUCAAGGAGCUGGUGUGCUCGGGCCAGUGCAUGCCCGCGCACCUCCUGCCCAACUCCAUCGGCCGUGGCAAGUGGUGGAGGGGCAGCGCCUCGGACUACCGCUGCAUACCGGCCCACUCCCGGACGAGGAGGGUCCAGCUGCACUGUCCCAACGGCAACACCCGGACUUACAAAAUCCGCGUGGUCACCUCCUGCAAGUGCAAGCGCUUCAGGCCCCACCACAACCAGUCGGAGGCCAAGGAGGUCCCGAAGACGCAACGCAACAAGAAGCACGACCGGAGCAAGAACAACACGCCGACACUGACGGGCAACUCGUACUGAUGCUCCUCUUUCAGCUCGCCAAAGCACACGCACACACACACAACACACACACACACACACACACACACACACAACACACCAACUGAUCUCCUUCAAAUAGGGAGGAGAUGCUAAAGAAAUAUCAAAGAGAGGGAAUUCAUAAGCUAAUUGCUGGGCUGGUUUUUAAGUCAUCAGUCUUUAUUUGUUUUCAGCCUAUUUGUGAACUCUGCUGCUUAUUUGCAUGAGAAAAAGGAGUCGGGGCCAGGAGCCUUCACCACAGCUGCGACCGGUCCAGAGAUGUAGCACCAUGUUGGAUCAUUUGUGAUCACCCCAACAGCUCGUUUUUUUGUUUUUUGUAAUGUCCUCCAUUCAAAACAGCUUUCAUGUAAUGAGAAGUCCUCCCGCGAGGCUUUUGAGGCCCAUCUGUGCAAACAUCCAGCGGAUGCAGAGCUGCGCCGCACCGCAGCACGCAUUUCUUUUUAAAAGCUGAAAAGGUGCAUCUUCGCUCCAGAGUGGUUGUAAUCCACCUCCGUUUGGCUGCAUCUGUGUGUGUGUGUGUGUGUGUGUGUGUGUGGAGGAGAUGGUAGCAGCUCUGGGGGCUCUGACGGUGGGAUGUUGACAGGUUUUGGAGAGGCCCCGGCCUGUGCGGUGGUCCGGGCAGCUCACUAAACGCCUCAGUCUUCAGGACAAACCUCAGCCACAACCAGGCCGGUCUGUUACAGAAGCACCUUUCCCACGACUAUACAACGAGUCAGGAGAGGAGGAGAGAGCCGUUUUGACACCACAGGGGCACUGGGCAUUCCUGUGUGACUCCUCUUAAUUGCUAAAUGAGCUCAUUCCUGUGUUAUUUCAGUCAUAAAAAAAAAAGAGGCCAUUUCCUCUAGACGUAGCCAGUUCCUGUUUGUUGGAAACACACGCAGACCAAAAAUGAAUAAAUAACAAAGAGCACAUGUGUGUAGGAGGCAUCAGAUAGUUGAGCGUGUGUUGUGUUGUUACCUGAGGGCAGAGAGCGCACGGGCCGAACGAGGCAGCGAUCGACCCGUUUGUGUUCGAGGCGCUUCCACUCCCUCUCCGCUCCCGUUCUGUGAAUAGCCCAAACAGGAAAGAUAGGAACACAAAUAACCUGCUGGAAACAAUAAUUGCAUCAUUGCAUGGACUGAUACAAUCUGGCCCCAGUGCGUCACUGCAGACAAACACAGCCUCCUUCCUCAGCAACGGGACCGCGCUUCAUGAAGAAUACUCACAACGUUUCCGCAUAUUGUCAGACGUUCUCUUUCCCACUCAUAUUGCUCGCUAAUUUUAUUUACUUUUUAUUUUCUGUCUAAACUGUACUGACAAUGUUUGCUUGUUUUCCUGAUUGUGUGUGUGUGUGUGUUUUAUUAAAUAGCAACUGGAAGGGGUUUGUCGUGUAAGCGGAGAGCUGUGAUUGUACAUAUCAAACCUGUUGGAAGAGGGAGGGCUGUUUUACUGCAGACACUAAAGAAGGACUGUUAUAAAGAAUGAACUGCAUAUUUAUUUUUUAUUUCCACAUUUAAAUUAUUUAUGCAACCUUUUUGUAGUAAAUGAUAGCCAUUAUUGUCAUAUAGUAUGAUAGAGAUGUUGGAGAUGAAAUACUGUACAGAACAUGAAUAAAGUAAAGGCAGAUAUAUUUGAAAGAGCCGGCGUAUUUGUUAUCUUUC
Anarrhichthys ocellatus (wolf-eel) is the source of this 2489-nucleotide messenger RNA. RefSeq names its product sclerostin (gene sost). The transcript has 2 exons. Gene Ontology annotation, biological process: negative regulation of Wnt signaling pathway; negative regulation of BMP signaling pathway; ossification. Gene Ontology annotation, molecular function: BMP binding. Bases 163 to 831 code for a protein of 222 amino acids. The record is from RefSeq and is a predicted model, not a curated record. NCBI's taxonomy places the organism in Eukaryota, Metazoa, Chordata, Actinopteri, Perciformes, Anarhichadidae.